UAAAUUAAUUGGUUUACGUGAAAGUUAUAGCGUUUACAAAUGGAGGUAUAGAUAAUGGGAUUUUUUUUUUUUCUACUAGUAAUGGCGGUGAUCAGCAACUUUUACCGGGACUGCGGCGGACAUUUUGACACUGGAGGGGGAACUAACUUGGUGCCACUGACAUCUUCAGUGACUCCAAUACAGGGAUCAGUGCUAAAAAAAAAGCACUGACACUGUACUAAUGGCACUGGGCAGGAAGGGGUUAAUGUGAGGAAGGAUCAAAGGGUUAACUAUGGGGCGGGUGUUCUUCAUUGUAAGCACACUGAUCGGGAUGACUGUACUGUGCACAGCCAUCCCGAGCAGUGUGUUUGAGCUG
This is a messenger RNA of Staurois parvus, 355 nucleotides long. Lineage: Eukaryota; Metazoa; Chordata; Amphibia; Anura; Ranidae. The record is from the annotation of a GenBank genome assembly.